GUUAUGUUUAUUUAUGUUUUGUUUCACUGUGUUUAAGUUUCAUUUUCCCUAAUCCCUUUUGCUUGUUACCUCUGUUUGAGCAGCUUGACCAGCACAACAAAGCUGGUUUGUUAGCAUUGUUAGUUUCCAUGGUUUCAGUAGAUUAACUUUCUUGCUUGUUUCUAGUUUUGUUAAUUAUCUAGUUAUCUAGUUUGGUUUAUGUGAUCAUACUAUGUUGGAUUUAUCCUUGUGAUUACUUACUGAGUGUUCUGUUUUGGAUUUAUUCAUUAAAGAUAGUUUGUUUGUUUGUUAAACUACAUCCUUGUGUGUUUACUGCAGCAGCCACACAUUACAGAAAGAAAGAUCAGUAUCACUAAGACUUCACUCUUCCAUCUUGAUGUCACUAUGACAUACAAGAGGAAGCUUGUUUUAAGGCAAGCUCUGGGCGGUCAUUGCUCUCAAAUGAGAACAUUGAACUUGAGCUGAGACAACUUUACUUACACUCUGCUUACAUCUCAGUGAGUCUGAAUCAGAAAACUAGUCAGUAGUGAAUGCUGGUAAGUCAAAACAAUAUUUGCUCAGAAGGUAGACUCAAAUGUUUCAUUUAAGUGUUAAGUUAAAUGUAUUUACUAUGUUUAAAAAAAAAAAUCUUUUAUUUAUUUAUUUAUUUAUUUAAAGUUUUAUGCUUAAUUUUCUUUUAUAAAUUAUAAUUACAACAACAGAAAAAAAAAAAAAAAAAAAAAACGAGUACACUUUUGCUGCUGAAUUAACCAAGACUUAGUAACUUUUUUAAAAAUAUUAAAACUUGCAGCAGAUUUUAGAUAAUUAACUUUUCUUCAACCUCCACACAAUUCUUACUGGCUGCAUAAAUAACUGUGUCAUCAGCAUACAUUUGAAUACUCGCAUCAAUAUUUUUGGAAGGGCAUUAAUAUAAAGAAUAGGACCCAAGAUGGUUCCCUGAGGGAUUCUUGUUUCAAUCUCAUGGGGGAAUACUAAUGUAAUACUACACUGUUCACACAUAUAUAUAUAUAUAUAUAUAUAUAUAUGAAUCAAACCAUAACAUAGAUCGUUUUGAUAUAUUAUACUUUGAAAUUUUUGACAUUAAAAUAUUGUGAUUUACAGUAUCAAAUGCCUUUUUUUUUUUUAAAUCCAGGAAUACUGCACCAACUAUAAGUCGUUUGUCAAGUGACCGCUUAAUAUUUUCCAAUAACAAACCAGUAGCUGAUUCUGUAGAAUAAUUGUCUAAACCCAAAUUGUAAAGGGUGUAAAUGAUUAUUUAUCUCUAAAAUAAUUUAUCUCAUUGAUUUACCCUUAAAAAUUGUUCUGAUACAAGUUUCUCCAGCACUUGAAAAAAAAAAAACUGGAAGACGACGAAUUGGUCUAUAAUUAGACCAAUUCUUUGUCCUGGUCACCAGCGGCCAAUGAAGCCUUCAACACCCUGAAAGAAGCAUUCACCAGUGCACCGCUCCUCAUUCACCCCGAUCCAGAGAAGCCCUUCGUCAGCGAGGUAGACGCCUCUACCACAGGGGUAGGAGCGGUGCUCUCGCAGCAGCAAGGGAAUCCAGCCAGACUCCAUCCAUGUGCCUUCUUCUCCUGCAAACUCAGCCCGGCGGAGAGGAAUUACGACAUUGGCAAUAGAGAACUACUAGCCAUCAAGCUGGCACUCGAGGAAUGGAGGCAUUGGUUAGAAGGCGCCAAGCAUCAGUUCACUGUACUUACUGACCACAAAAAUUUGGAGUAUUUGAGGGAAGCCAAAAGAAUCAACCCCCGUCAGGCCCAUUGGGCAUUGUUCUUCACCCAUUUCAAUUUCAAUAUCUCCUAUCGUCCUGGCCCCAAGAACGUGAAGGCAGAUGCUCUAUGCUCCAGAAGAGACCAACGAGACUCCUGAACCCAUCAUCCUAGAGAACAUAAUCGUAAGCCCCAUUCAAUGGUCAGAGACCUCAGUUCCCUCUACCAAUGCUUCUGCCAAUACUCCGCCGGGCUGUCCACCCAGAUUACAGUACAUCACAAGAACUCAACGCACCUGCUAAUCCACUCUUCCCACAGAUCUCUGGGCACUGGCCACCCAGGGGCCAAUGAAACCCUCUCUCUGCUAAGAGAACGUUUCUAGUGGCCAAACAUGGCCAGGGAUGUGAGAAGGUACGUACAGGGAUGUAAGGACUGCGCCAUUUCCAAAAGCCCUCUCCAUCUACCAUCCAGCAAGCUUCUUCCUCUGCCCGUUCCCAACCGACCAUGGUCACACCUAGGAGUGGAUUUUAUCACCGAUUUACCUCCCUCCGACAACUGUACCUGCAUACUGGUGGUCAUCGACAGGUUCUCCAAAUCCUGCCAACUAAUACCCCUCAAGGGUCUUUCUACGGCCAUGGAAACAGCAGAACUCAUGUUUAACCACAUCUUCAGGUAUUAUGGUAUCCCCGAAGAUAUUGUGUUGGAUCGUGGACCCCAGUUUAUCUCACGUGUAUGGAAGCCUUCUUCGCCCUCCUAGGUGUGACCAUCAGCCUCUCAUCCGGUUACCACCUGCAGUCGAACGGGCAGACGGAACGGAAGAUCCAGGAAAUCGUCCGCUUCCUACGUACCUUCUGCCAUGGCCACCAGGACUCCUGGAACCAGUUCCUGGGUUGGGCCGAGUACGCCCAAAACUCCCUACGCCAACCUACCACUGGACUCACUCCCUUCCAGUGCGUACUCGGCUACCAACCCCCUCUGUUUCCCUGGUCCGGGGAACCAUCGGAUGUCCCUGCAGUCGACUACUGGUUCCGGGAGAGUGAGAGGGUCUGGGACGCAGCACACCACCAACUGCAACGAGCUCUCCGCAGGCGCAAGAUGACGGCCGACCUUAGACGCUCCAAGACCCCCGUAUACCAACCAGGUCAGAAGGUUUGGCUGUCUACCCGGGACAUCAGGUUGCGCCUGCCCUGCAAGAAGCUCAGUCCCAUAUUCAUUGGCCCCUUCAACAUCGUGAAGCAGAUCAACUCCGUCACGUAUCAGCUCCAACUUCCUCCACAGUACAGAAUUCACCCCACAUUCCAUGUCUCUCUCCUGAAACGUCACCACCCUUCUGUCUCUCUACCUACAGAGCCUGGCGAGGAGCCCCGCCCUUCCUCUGAUCCUGGAGGAUGGAGCUGCCUACCAAGUCAAGGAGAUCUUGGACUCCCAGCACCGUGGUGGUCAACUGGAGUAUCUAGUCGACUGGGAAGGAUAUGGUCCCGAGGAGAGCUCAUGGGUCCCCAGAGUCGACAUUCUUGAUCCCUCUCUGCUCGACACGUACCAUGCGGCUCAACCUGAUCGACCUGCUCCCCGUGGACGAGGACGACCACCACGACGUCGGGGUCCUCAACCCUCAGGAGCGGGCCGUGAAGGGAGGGGGUACUGUCCCAGACCCGCCAGGCUCAUCCAUCAGCCAAUCACAGCGCACUCCUUCUAACCACGGGCACCUGAUCCCCAUCACCACGCAAUCACCGCCAGACACUUAAGCACAGCACUCUCCGUGUAAAGUGUCUGCGUGUAUAUACUCCUACCGUUCCUGUUUGGUCCGUCCACCUCUGCACCUGCCAUCCGCCACGAGUCACUCACCUGCAACAACAAAGGACAGUAUUACCAUUCAUAUCUAUCAUCACAAGCAUCUACUUAAUAGUCACUUACCUGGUCAUCUGUUCAUCCCACGCUGUUGUAUAAAUAAAGUCACUCUUCAUACUAAUCUGUAGUCUCCCGCUCCUCUGUCCAUAACAAAGACAGGGCGGGACAUAUAGCAUUUCAUUUAUAUCAGAGGCGAUGAGCUUGGUUAAGCCACAGUCCAAUAUAUUCCCCUUUUAUAUUUAAUAUGAAUCUGUUGCUAAAGCAAAACAGUGCUGAGGAUGUGUAGUUUGAAAGGUGUAUAAGUUAUGUUGGUGCAUGGCACUAGUGUUAUCUCUCGUCAGUGCUGUUUCUAAUUCUGAGUCUGUCUAACCGUUUCUCCUCAUAGUCUCCUCCAUAUCGCUUUACAAUACAGCAUUCUGUGUAGAAUUCAAAUUGGUCCAAUACGUUUUGUAGUCUGCAAUGACUCACGCAUAUGAUCCGCUCUGUGCUAUGGUGUCUCUGGACCGGAGGAGACUGUGUGCGCACUGCGGCAGUUCGCAUGACACUAACGCGAAACCACACUUCAUUCGCCCCAACGAAAAGCAUAUUUACACUGUCUGAAUCAUUCCCAAUCCCCUAAAUAGUGCACUAUGUGCCAUUGACCAUAUAAAACAGUAAUUGUGUGAACAAAUGAUCGAUUUCAGCCGCAGCUUUAGUGUCUAUUUAUUUAUAGUGUAGUGGGCCGGACGGUUCAGAUUCUAGAGAGCAUUUGAUUGGACAGAAAAUCUGAUGCGAAGCUGAAGUGCAGGCUGAUGUCAUCAAAAUCGUUGAUAGAUAUUGGUGGAAGUGAGAGAUUUCAAGUUUUUAAUGCUUAUAUCUUCUAAAUGCAAAUUUUGUCAUUGUUUUAGAGUGCCUAGCUUAUAGAUAACCUUAAGGCUAACAUGUUCAUACUAAAAGCCAAAAAAAAUAAUAAUUUUGAUGUCUUGAUUUCUUUUGAUGAUGGUUUAAACAUCCGUUUUUGAAUGGUUACAUUGUCUUUUAAAAAUCUGCCAACGUUUGUGGAUGCCAUGCAUCAUUUAAAAGGUUAAAAUUGCAUGAUCAUUUUGGUGUAGAAUUUUUUCAAGUUGUGUGUGCUCAUGCAACAGUACCUUUAACUUCUACUAGUUUAUGAAACUGCUGUUAUUCUAAAUCAACUUCUUCAGCAUUUUACGCUAAGCAGGAAGACACACUUUCUUAUAUAGGCCCUACUGCAAAUAUCCUCCAUUGUUGCACCAAGUUUACUUCUAGAGAGUGAGGACAGCACAAGUUAGUUGUAACACCAUUGUUUUAUCUAAUUAGAAAUGUGUUGAAAGCAGAAUGGUACUUCUGUUGCAGAAUUGUGUUGAACUGUGAACUGUAUUUACAGAAACUACACAGCAACUCUGACUGUUGAACUACCAUGACGUCGAACAUCACUGCACAUCACUGCGGUACGUCAACUCAGAACCUGGUUGCAGCCGUCCUUCCUCCUUUACUCAUCAUCGAGCUGUUACUUGGUCUACCUGGCAAUGUCUUGGCACUGUCAGUUUUCAGCAAAAACCUUAAGUCUCGGAGGGCCAACGUCAUGUUCCUCUUCAACCUGGUUUUGUCUGACUUUCUGCUUCUGGUGAGCCUACCCUUCCGUAUUGACAAUUUCAUUCGUGGCGAGAAGUGGAUAUUUGGAGAUGCGUGGUGUAGGGUCAACCUAUUUAUGCUGUCAGUCAAUCGUUCGGCCAGCAUUGCAUUCAUGACCGCCGUGGCUGUUGACCGCUACUUUAAAGUGGUCCAUCCGCAUCACAAAAUUAAUCACAUAAGCACAAAACAAGCAGCUGGGGUUGCCUGCCUAAUCUGGAGUGUUGUGGUAUCUCUAAGGAUCCAUUUGCUGGCCAACAAUCUUCUGAGUGUGAAAAAUAAUGUUUCUCUUUGUAGGAGCUUCAGUAACUAUGCGAAACCAACACUAGGCAUCAGCCUGCAUUAUGCAUUGUUUAAUUUAGAGUUCUUUGUGCCUCUAUUACUUCUGGUCCUCUGCUCUGUGCGUAUUGCAUGUAUCCUACGGUCUCGCCAGAUGGACAAGAACAAGAGAGGGCAAAGGGCUAUUCGAACUGUACUAGUGAUCGUUGGGGUUUUUUCCCUCUGUUUCUUCCCUAGCAUUGCCACAGCAUUUACAGCACUCUAUUUUAAAAAUCUUGGAGAGGAGUACUGUAAGGCUUACAGUCUCACCAGCCAGUUGUUCUCUAUGUCCAUAGCCUUCACCUACCUAAACAGUGCUCUGGACCCGGUCAUCUACUGCUUCUCCAGCUCUACCUUCCGCAAUUAUUUGAAAAGAGCCAUAAACCAGACGGGAUUAAUGAAGCUACAGAUGAGCCGUCGGGACAGUAUGUCCACCGGAUAUGAUUGAAUAGACUGGGGUUUUAUGAGUGUCAGUGCAGAUUUACUGCUUAAUAUACAAUGACUUUUUCAUUAAAGUUUUGUCUAGUUUCCUUUAUGUUACAUAUAUGCAUACUAUUCUAUUUUUGGACAUAUGUUAUUUUUAUUCUAAUGCAUAUAGUACAUAAAUUGUAUAUAAAACAUCAUGUCAUAUAUAUGAUCUGAUUUUAAUGUAAUUUAUAAAUAAAUAAAUAAAAUAAAGCCACUUAUGUGGCUUUAUUUUAUUAAUUUAUUUAUUUAUGAAUUACAAUAAUGAAAAUUACAAUAAUGAAAAUUAUCUUCAUAUAUAGUUUUUUCAAUAUUAUGUAGGUGGAUCACAUCUGUUAGACAUGAUAAUCCCAAUUUCUGAUUACAGCGUUUCUGAUGGAAUCCAUAUUAUAUUAAAAUAACUUAUUUGGAGCUCUCCUUGAGCUUUACCAAUUAAAUGAACAGUCUUUUACUCUAUUAAUUAUCAAUUAGAAAUAUCAAUAUAUCAAGUAGCAUACUAACAACAAUUGACUUUUUCUUGUUUAAUCAUAAUUCAGAUUCUGUAUUAACUGUUUACAAAUGGUCUCGUGUCAGCUUGAGCUAAACACACCACCAAGAAACUGCAACAGCAACUGCAAGUAGUUUUUAUUACCUGUAUUGCUUCAUACACACAAAUGCAGGCACACAUGUGUAUAUACAGGUUGUUAGAAAUGCAGACACAGAUGAAAUUUAGCUCCAAUCAUCCUGUCAUAGCUGUAACAGAAGGCUAGAGUGGAAGCAGAAGGGGGUCUCUCAACUGCCAGUGGGGAAGAUUGCACUUCAAAGGCUCCCACACUGUCAGGAUGCAUUUAAAGAUUAUUUAAAAACCACAGGAUUCGUUACAAAAAACACAAGGUAUUUUUGGAAAAUAUCAGUGUAAUAUUGUUGCCCAUAUUUACACAUUAAAUAUAUAUAUAUAUAUAACAUACCUUGAUUCUGAGACUACUGAGAUUAAAUUGUAUCUGUUAUAAUGCCUUUGUGAUUAAGAGCCUUCAAGUCAAAAUUAAAGGGAUAGUUCACCCAAAACACAUUUCUUUUUUUUCUGUGGAUACAGUAUUUUGAAGAAUGUUGGUAACCAUGUUUUUUUUUUUUUUGGAACAGUUAUACAUUUCUUUGGGAGAAGGCUGAAUUCUGCUUCUUAUUCGUAGCUUUUUAUUGAUGCAUUCCGUUCCACCUUAAAAGAUGUGAUGCUUCCGCUUUUGUUAGCUUAUUAUUCACGCUUAACUUAGGGACUGUGCUGUUUUUCUCUUUUUUCAAGGAUUGUGUUGCUUGUGUGUCUAUUUUCAGAAUAAAAGAGUAAUAAACUUUUCAAAUGCAAAUAACAUGUGACUGUGUGUGUGUUGAUGGAUUAAUUCACAGAGAUCAGGUGGAUGGUCACUCAAGGUUGCUUUACUGGGCCUGACAGACAAAACUGGGACAAACACGACCAAAAGACUGGUUAGUGUACGGUGCAUUGAUGUUGAAUGGGAAGUCUUAGCAGCAGGGAGAGAUAUGAGACUCUGCUGCUUACACAUUUUCCAAAAGUGCACGUGACAUAGUGGACAAACUCAAAAUAAAGCAUUCAUUAAAGAAAAUAAAAUAAAACACUAAUACAGUCAAUUCACAUUAAUACAGAGAAACUAUAAACUUAAGUGACCAAUAUUUUACAUAUUUUGUAUAAAUGAAAUAUAGAAAGAGAAGAAUGCAGCCCUAAAAUGGCUCAGUUACGGUGCGUCAGUACGUGCAAGAGCAUACAGCACGUGUGCUAAUUGCUAACACUCAACUAGGGCUGAUAUUUUUUUUAACACAGAACAUGACAAAACCAAAUAAAAUACAUACCUGGGACAAACACGACCAAAAGGCUGGUUAGA
Molecule: messenger RNA, 7835 nt
Organism: Ctenopharyngodon idella (grass carp)
Lineage: Eukaryota; Metazoa; Chordata; Actinopteri; Cypriniformes; Xenocyprididae
Product: hydroxycarboxylic acid receptor 2-like
Exons: 1
Coding region: 4973-5950 (325 amino acids)
Biological process (GO): G protein-coupled receptor signaling pathway
Cellular component (GO): membrane
Molecular function (GO): G protein-coupled receptor activity
Source: RefSeq, a predicted model, not a curated record